This is a messenger RNA of Mobula hypostoma (lesser devil ray), 1515 nucleotides long. It is a transcript of the gene dct, whose product is annotated as dopachrome tautomerase. The transcript has 9 exons. Lineage: Eukaryota; Metazoa; Chordata; Chondrichthyes; Myliobatiformes; Myliobatidae. Gene Ontology annotation, biological process: positive regulation of neuroblast proliferation; melanin biosynthetic process from tyrosine; developmental pigmentation. The record is from RefSeq and is a predicted model, not a curated record. Gene Ontology annotation, cellular component: melanosome. The annotation marks the transcript as partial. Gene Ontology annotation, molecular function: dopachrome isomerase activity; oxidoreductase activity.
CCCAUUCUGAUAUUUGAAAUGGCUUCUCAGUUUCCACGUGCAUGUAGCACAGUUUCUGCGCUGCUGUCUAAGCAAUGCUGCCCGUCCCGUGGCUCAGAUCCAACGGUACUGUGUGGAGCAGAAUCCAGUCGAGGAGUGUGUGCUGAUGUACAUGUCAUCAACAAACCUUGGAGUGGCCCUUAUCACUUACAAAACGUGGACGAUCGGGAGCGAUGGCCUUUGAAGUUCUUUAAUCGCACCUGCCGGUGCACAGGAAACUAUGCCGGAUACAACUGUGGUGAAUGUAAAUUUGGAUGGACUGGCUUGAACUGUGAUGUAAGAAAACCACCAGUGAUAAGAAAAAAUAUUGUUUCACUAACUCCUGCGGAGCGAGAGCAGUUUUUGGAUGCAUUAGAUCAAGCAAAAACCACAAUCCAUCCAGAUUAUGUCAUUGCUACCCAACACUGGCUGAGCAUACUGGGGCCUAAUGGAACUCAACCACAAAUUGCAAAUGUGACAAUAUACAAUUACUUUGUGUGGCUUCAUUAUUACUCUACAAGGGAUACAUUGCUGGGACCCGGCCAACCAUUCAAAGCUAUUGAUUUUUCUCAUCGAGGUCCAUCUUUUCUUACUUGGCAUCGAUACCACUUGAUGUUACUGGAGAAAGAUCUACAAAAACUCAUAGGAAAUGAAUCAUUUGCACUUCCAUACUGGAAUUUUGCCACAGGAAGCAAUGACUGUGAUGUGUGUACAGAUUCUUUGUUAGGAUCCCAACAUCCUGAUGAUCCAACAUUAAUAAGUGGGAGCUCCAGGUUCUCAGGAUGGGAGAUAGUAUGUAACAGUUUAGAUGAUUAUAAUCGCUUUGUCACCCUUUGCAAUGGAACAAAUGAGGGUCCAAUCAAAAGAGGGUUCAUGGAAAAGGACAACAUACAGCUGCCAACCAUGGAGGAUAUCCAUCAUUGUUUAUCUAUUGAAACGUUUGAUACUCCACCUUAUUUCCAGAAUUCCAGCUUCAGCUUCAGAAACUCAAUUGAGGGAUUCGCUGCACCAGAUGGAGAAACUAAACCUAAUGGACUUCAAAGUCUUCAUAACCUGGUCCAUUCUUUUCUUAAUGGAACAAGUGCACUCACACACUCUGCAGCAAACGAUCCACUUUUUGUGGUGCUACAUGCCUUUACUGAUGCCAUUUUUGAUGAAUGGAUGAAACAGAACAAUCCCUCAAUCAGUGUGUGGCCAGAGGAGAUGGCACCUAUUGGACACAACAGGCAAUUUAACAUGGUGCCAUUUUACCCACCUGUAACCAAUGAGGAAACGUUUGUAUCUUCCAGUGAGCUUGGCUAUUCAUACGACAUUGAAUUAUCAGAAUCUCAGUUUGGCUUGGGUGCCAUCCUUGGUGUGACCUUCGGUGCAAUCUUUGUGGGUCUUGUCUUUUUGACUGCAGUAUUGCUGACAAUUCCAUGUCAAAGAAAAAAUCAAGGUUUUGAAUAUUUGCUAAGUUCAAAUUUUUCUAACAAGAUGUACACCGAAGAAAUUUAG